AUGCUGACACAGAAAAGUCAAGGAUUCUGGAGCAAGCAAUCAACAAGUUUCUGCAACAAUCCGGAAUUCGUGAAGGACAAGAAGAUCGUCAUUUCUGUAACCGAGGAACAAAUCGUGACAAGUGUUGACAAUUCAGCGCGAGCUGAAUCGGAUAUACAACCAGGACAGUACAGUCUGGAAUCAGUGGUCAACUCAAUGCAUUGGGCAUUGGUGGGAUAA
This is a messenger RNA of Caenorhabditis remanei, 219 nucleotides long. RefSeq lists its product as uncharacterized. Lineage: Eukaryota; Metazoa; Nematoda; Chromadorea; Rhabditida; Rhabditidae. The record is from RefSeq and is a predicted model, not a curated record. The transcript has a single exon. The coding region runs from base 1 to 219 and encodes 72 amino acids.